AAGUUUGAUCCCAGAGAGGCUAACAAGUUUAGAGACUUUCCUCUAACUGAAAAAACGCAGAAAGGUUGUUUGGAGUUAUGUAAGUACAAAGUACCGACUGUGAUACAGAGCAAAUCUCUGAUUCCUUCGUUGAAGGGGGAAGACAUAUUGGGGGCUGCCAAGACGGGGUCAGGAAAAACCCUGGCUUUCAUCAUUCCCAUUCUAGAAAAAUUAUUCAAAUUAAAAUGGAGUAGUAUAGAUGGUGUGGGUGCGCUCGUACUUACCCCUACCCGAGAACUUGCAUACCAAAUUUUUGAAGUACUCAGAAAAGUUGGCAAGUACCAUGAUUUUUCAGCUGGUCUUGUGAUUGGUGGAAAGGAAAUGAACAAAGAAUCAGAAUUCAUCAACAACACUAACAUCAUCAUCUCGACGCCCGGUCGACUGCUGCAUCAUAUGGAUCAAACCCCUGGCUUCUCAGUCGACAAUCUGCAGAUAUUGGUGCUGGACGAGGCAGACCGCAUGCUGGACAUGGGCUUCCAGCAGGAUUUGAACUGCAUACUUCAGAACUUGCCCGCUCACAAGCAAACACUUCUCUAUUCGGCUACACAAACUAGGUCAGUCAAAGAUUUAGCCAGAUUAAAUAUGACCAAUUGGGUUCUGCUGUCCGAUUUUGAACUAGCCAAUCACAGCACACCUGAUCAGUUAACGCAGAGAUAUGUAGUUUGCGACAUAGCCGAGAAAUUGAACUUCCUCUGGUCGUUCAUCAGAACGCACCCCUCAAAGAAAAUUCUUGUAUUUUUGUCCACUUGUAAACAGGUCAGAUUCGUUUUUGAACUCUUCAGCAGGGUUGACCCCGAGUUGCCAGUUCUUUGUUUGCAUGGUUCUAUGCCCCAGAUGAAGAGGUUGAGUGUCUACCAGACGUUCAUCAGUAAGAGCUCUGUCGUUCUACUCUCCACUGAUUUGGCAUCUAGAGGGCUUGAUUUCCCCUCCGUUGAUUGGGUAGUUCAGUGUGACUGUCCUGAGGACGUGAGCACUUACAUACACAGGGUCGGACGAACUGCUCGGUACGAGAAAGAUGGCAGGGCGUUGCUGAUGUUGUUGCCUUCUGAAGAGAAUGAGAUGGUUAAACAAUUGAAGGAUAACAAAGUGCCCAUUGAAAAGAUUAAUGCCAAUCCGAACAAGCUGACGAGGAUAACACGAAAUGCGGAGUCUCUCUGCGCCUCUGACGUCACGCUCAAGCAAUUUGCCCAGAGGGCUUUCGUAUCCUACCUGAAGAGUGUGGGCAUGAAUAAGAACAAGGACAUCUUCAGCGUCAAGCUCAUUGACUACGAGUCGUUUGCUGGGUCCCUGGGCCUUUCGAAGACUCCACGAGUUAGAUUCAUCGAUAAG
Molecule: messenger RNA, 1368 nt
Organism: Helobdella robusta
Lineage: Eukaryota; Metazoa; Annelida; Clitellata; Rhynchobdellida; Glossiphoniidae
Exons: 13
Biological process (GO): rRNA processing
Cellular component (GO): nucleus
Molecular function (GO): nucleic acid binding; ATP binding; RNA helicase activity
Source: RefSeq, a predicted model, not a curated record